AUGGACGAUAUUGAGACUAGCCUUCACGCUGCUAUCAAUGCCGGCAAAAUCCACGGAGCUGUCUUAUGUGCAACCAACUCCGAGGGUUCUUAUGUCUUCAACAAGGCGCUCGGCAAGCGUACUCUUUUAUCGGGCGAGACGCGACCGCAAAAACUUGACGAUGUCCUUUUUCUAGCGUCGGCCACCAAAUUGCUUGCCACCAUCGCGACACUUCAAUGCGUCGACGAGGGGCUUUUGGCUCUCAAUGAUGACCUAUCUUCUAUCGCACCCGAGCUCGCCGCCAAGCAGGUCCUGACUGGCUUUGCUGAAGACGGUGAAACACCUUUGCUAGAAUCUGCGACUCGGCCGAUCACUCUGGAAAUGCUGCUCGCACAUAGCUCAGGCCUUCCUUAUCAUUUUCUGAAUCCAAAUGUCGCCAGGUGGCGUGAACGAUUCGCUGGUAAUGGAACCGACCGUCGAACGGUUGAAGAGCUAUUCAAUUAUCCACUCGUUUUUCAGCCCGGCGAUGGCUGGAUGUAUGGCCCCGGACUUGAUUGGGCCGGUCGUGUGGUAGAGCGGGUGACAGGCUAUACGCUGGGAGAACGCAUGCAGCAGAAGAUGUUUAAGCCUUUAGGGAUCACCGAUGGCCAGUUCUAUCCGGUCACACGCGAGGACCUUCGAGCCCGUUUGGUUGAUCUAAAUCCUGAUGACCCUGACGCCCUUGGUCGUGCAGUGCUCGGUGGUGGCGGUGACAUGAACAAGCGUACCAACGGUGACUUCGGUGGACAUGGCUAUUUCUUGCCAGGUGCCGACUACGUGAAGGUUCUACAAUCUUUGCUGGCCAAUGAUGGCAAGCUUCUCAAGCCCGCCACAGUGGAAAACAUGUUUCAGAACCAUCUCAAUCCCCAAGCAAUGGCUAGUUACCAGAGCGCGCUAGCAAGCCCCCGAGGGCCCUUUUUUCGUGUGGGAACUGACCCAGGAAUGAAGGUGGGCUAUGGCCUGGGCGGCUUGCUGACGCUUGAGAAUGUUGAUGGGUGGUACGGUGAGCACACACUUACCUGGGGCGGUGGUUUGACAUUUGCUUGGUUCAUUGAUCGUCAAAACAAUAUUUGUGGCCUAUGUGCUGUCCAGGCGGCGCUGCCGGUUGAUGUUGAGCUAGUAGGCUCGUUGAAACAAUCUUUCCGUCGUGACAUCUACCGAAAGUAUGCGGCGUGGAAAAAGCAAGAAAUCUAG
Penicillium pulvis is the source of this 1212-nucleotide messenger RNA. RefSeq names its product serine hydrolase domain-containing protein. Bases 1 to 1212 code for a protein of 403 amino acids. The record is from RefSeq and is a predicted model, not a curated record. Lineage: Eukaryota; Fungi; Ascomycota; Eurotiomycetes; Eurotiales; Aspergillaceae. The transcript has a single exon.